AUGGCUUCUACUGCUACGGCCAUCGCCAAUGAAACUGCCACCAUCAUAUUCACCGAAAUGGACAGCGUCGAUCUAGUGGGAAAGGUCAUUGGCACUGACGGUCCCUUAACCACAUACGUAAUCAAUUGCAACCCGAAGCCCCCCAAUCAAAAUUUCUACCAGGUUGGAGAUUGUGUCAGCUCAUCACACGGCUGGACCGUCACCGCUGGUCCAUCCACCAUGCGUGUUGCCUUUGAUGACCCGGAAGCUACCAUGAUAGAGGCAUGCACUCUCCACGACUCCACCUCCCUCAACUGCGACAUAACUAUGGAUUAUGGUUCUUCUACCGAUGUAGAGUCCGAUGGUGGCACCACCGCCCCAGCCAGUGACUUCUAUCGGACCGUGACCAUCACCGGCACUGAGAUCGCUUCCGGAUCCGCUUCUGCACAGACUUCUCCUACCGCCGGUCGUGCUACUGCUACGACUACUGGCACCGCGUCUGCCACUGCCGCCGCUGGGGAGUCGGGGAGUGGGGCGCAGAAAGCGGCAGCGAAUACAGCAUCCUCAACAGCAGGAGCUAGCCAGAGCACCAAUGCGGCUAUGGCGCAGGUGACAGGCAAUGCUAGGUGGGCUGUUAGUGGCGCUGCAGCCAUGGCAGCGAUCGCUAUGGUUUUAGAGUGA
Messenger RNA from Aspergillus oryzae RIB40, 660 nucleotides. RefSeq lists its product as uncharacterized. NCBI's taxonomy places the organism in Eukaryota, Fungi, Ascomycota, Eurotiomycetes, Eurotiales, Aspergillaceae. The transcript has 3 exons. The coding region runs from base 1 to 660 and encodes 219 amino acids. The record is from RefSeq and is a predicted model, not a curated record.